This is a messenger RNA of Spirodela intermedia, 6628 nucleotides long. NCBI's taxonomy places the organism in Eukaryota, Viridiplantae, Streptophyta, Magnoliopsida, Alismatales, Araceae. The record is from the annotation of a GenBank genome assembly.
AUGGGCGACGAGAAGUCGCCGAUCAUGGCUGGCAGAGAGAGGGAGAGAGAUCGGGAGCUGCUCAUCCCGGGCGGAGAGGACGCCGCCGAUGGCUCAGAUUCCAAGGCAUCCUCCUCCAACGCCGCAUCGCCACACCACCACAACGCAGGGCGUGAGGUCUCCUCAAUUCUGGUUCCCCAGCGCUUCCUCUCUUCCGCUGAUCAGGAUGCGUUCUUUUCGAUUUUAUUAUUUUUCGUCGGAAUUGGAGCUCUCUCGGGUUCUGUUUAAUCGGUAUCUAGGGGCUGUUCUUUUAGUCAGGGAUUGUUCCACCGUUAAUGCGUUUUUAUCUGGUUUUCAGUCCGAGUGUAGGCCUUUUGGUUUCGACCAUCUGGCUUCUCUGUUCUUUGAAUUUAUUUAUUUUUUCUGAACAGUGUUUAUAACAGGCGUGCCGUACUGCAACAUUAGCGAUUGUUGUUCGAGCGGUGUCAUUUAUAAGCAAUUGACUUUUGGCGAUGGUGUUUCAUAAAUUCCUUGCAUGUAUCUUUUAUGUUCUCUCAUACUUUUCUCAAAAUGCGCCGUUUUUCCACCGGUCGAGAUUAUAAAUAUCUGUUCUAUGUCUAGAUUAUCUAGUUAGGAGUAGUCCUUAUUUCUAUUAAGCCAUUUCCUAUUUACGAGUAGUCUAUUCUUUCUUUAGGGCUCAGAUUAUUUAUUUUUAAAUUCGCGAUCGGAGGGAACGAAUAUUUUUUUCUGCUUUAUCCCUUCCCCUUUUACUUUUAUAAAGAAGGAUAUAUGCUGUUCUUGAUCAUCCUCUCUCUCACAUUUUAAAGAGGGUAGUGUACCCAGUCAUUUUGAUCGUCCUUCUUUUGAAUGAUUUGGUGAAAAAAAAUUAUAGGUUUUACCGAUGGUCCUCGAAAAAUGUUCUUGAACUGUGAAUUCCCGAACGGUGCUUUAAUGUCACACAGUUGACAGUCACAUAUUUUAUCAACUCUUCCCGUGUUGUGUACUAACUGAUUAUUUUUCUGAAUGUAGCCUAUCCUGUAAAAAGGUUUAGAUAUCAUUUGGAAUUUUCCCUUGUAAAUUAGGCUUCUCCUCUGUCCAUUUUAAUUAUUUUCAAGGUAUAAAUGUAAAAAGUAAGCCUUUUUUAGAAUAUAAUUGUGAUGUUUAAUGUACAUCAUACGGUUGAUCUAAUUUGAUUGAUGGCAACUAUGUUACAGGCAUUUUACAAAGUUAUUCGUAGCUGGGCAUCUAAGAAGUUCAUGACAGGAUGGUGAGUUUCGCCAGCAUCCUUAUUUCCUCGUCUGUCUUAACUCACCUUCACAAAUGCACGCCCAAUGAACCCGCACAGAGCGAAGGACAUAGAAACCUAAAUGCUAUGAACUUUGUUCAGGUUUCCCUAUCGUACUCUGGGAGAGCCAUUCCCCAAUUAUCAUGAAAGAAAUAUCCUGAUGCAUUUUUUCGCUUCUUUUCAAUCCAAAACAUCGUGCAUGUAAAUAUGUACUCAACGCUCUGCUGUGAUUUUCUAUCAGUUGCUUCCUUUUGUUUCUUCCUUCCAGAAAUCUAUACUUCAAAAAAAAUUCUUACAUAUUAAAAGUUCAUCUGUAUGGUAAUUAGUUUCAAAUGCAUCUUCUCUUGGAAAAGUAUGUUCAGUAAAGCGUACAGUGGAUAAAGUCUUUUAAAUACCCCAAAUGUAGCUUUUUUUUAAAAUUAGUCAAAUGUAGUUUUUUCUUUUUAUUUUUCCCCUAUGCAUACGUGGAAAAUGGGUAUACGUAAUGAUGGAAGACUGUAGUGUUCUUGCAGAAGUGAUCUAACAUGCAAACAACCAUAUAAUUCAAGGGAGGCUGUAAUGAAUUUGGGUUUUGCGAGAAAUUGUCCCUGUUCAGGAUCAAUUGAAAUAAUCUCAGGAAUAGCUUGCAGUGACUAAUCAGGCACAUAUAUUUAGUAGGGAUCUGUUGAUUUGAAAAAUUAUCUAGCAACUGUUACACAGUGGCAAUCUAGAUCCUGAGCAGCAGCACUGGCAUUUACUAGCAGUUAAGAUCAUUGUUUCGGAUAAAUCUCAUUCAUGCACUUGAGUUGGUAUCUAUCCUGCAUUUCUACAUCCGUUUUGAUCUUCUUGCCGCCUCAUCAAAUGGUAAAUUCGCAUUGAACCUACUUUAUGAUGCUCAAUAAGUGUGUUUCUUCUUUCAUUUUGAAAGUCGAAAAAUGCUGUAAUUUAUCAUAAACAGGGUUAGUGUUUUAUCCCUUGUUACUUUCUAAUUCGGGAUUCUGGAAUUCUGUACUCUUCUUAACAAUCUAAUUUGGGGGGAUCAUUAGUUGGCUCAUUUGUGCUGAUGACCAAUCUGUCAAUUCAGCAGAUGACAUGACUAUGGCUAAAUAUACAUACGUGGCAUCCUGGUUAGACUUAUAUUCUCCGCUUCUUAGACAUGAUGAGACACUUUGGCAUUCAAGUUGGCAAGUAGAUAAUCAAAGAAGACUGUGAAAGGGAGAAAAGCCAUUGGUAAUGACUAGGACUCUCAAAGAAUAUGAUAAAAACAACUUUUUUUUUGCACAAUGCGUCUGAGGAAAUGAAAGAAGAUACAAUUAGUGGGGAAGUAGAAAGGUAGAUGAGGUUGAGGAAAAGUAGGGGAGAUCUAGAAGAAGCUUAUGAGGGUUUAUGGGAUUACCAUACUUUAUUUUGGUAUAGUCAAUAAAUGAAUCCAUCAUGUAACGAAACUGAUUAUCUAUAAUGUCUGCUCUUGUCGAAUAUAGUCGGUGAGGUUUUCUUCCUUGCAAUGGGCGAAAAUAUCAAUGAAUUACCAAGCUUCUCAAUUCAUUCAUAUGAACACAUAUUAGCACCAAAAUGCUAUAUUUCGUUAGUUUUAUUCAUGUAUAGGUAAAAGUAACGAAUAAUAAACUGCAAACAUAUUGGACUCUUCAUCUGAAAUGAGGUUUCCGACCACUGAAGUAUCCCUUGAUGCUAAUGUUUUUACUCCCCACACUUGUCCCCUCUGUUGGUCCCGAAGAGAUCACAACAGGAACUGAGAGGCGCACACGUGGGGGGUGUGGGGCUGGGGGGGUGUUUGGUGGGGUAGUUGAUAUUUUCGCAUGGGUAUAAAAAGCCUUGAUUAAUUGUGUUCUUUCCAAACAUGAUGAAUUGACUCCCGUCUGUAAAAUAGGAAACCUUAACUUUUUAUGCAGCUCACGAGUAUUGUAGUGUUUCUUGGAACUCUCACUUUUUCCUUCUUUUCCACUUCCUUCUGUUAAAGAUGAUUUUGUUUCCUAAAAUUCGAGUGCUAAGUAAAAGCUAUUCAAACAAUCUCAAUUUUUCAUAAAACUUUACAACAGAUCAGUAAAACAUAAUCUCAGUAUUUUGACUAGUGAAAGAAUUUAUAUGAGUGUGUGAAAUGACUAUUUUAUCCUUAUAUAUCUUUUGUCACAUCAUUAUAUUCAUGGCUCUCAACACCCUCCUCCCCCCUUCCCCAAAGACAAACUUUUUUAGCUGAAAAUUUUGCAUAAAAAUAAUUCGCUGUAAAUUAUUCGAAGAUGCAUAAAAAGAGUGUGAGUAAAGGUUUUCUUCGUAUUUAUUGUUGGAAGAAAGACAACUUCGUAUUUUCUCAUUCAGUACAACCUUGAACUUGUUGUUAUUGUUUUCUUCAUUAUAUCUUUAAUUAUUUUUGGUUGGAUGCGUGUCUAGAAUAAAUAUAUCUAGUAAUUUCUACAUAACAUAGUUCAUUGGUUAAUUUUAUUUUCCCAUCUUGCAGUGUUAUUUUGCUUCCAAUAGCAAUCACAUUCUACAUCACCUGGUGGUUCAUUCACUUUUUCGAUGGAUUCUUCUCUCCAAUAUAUGCUCAACUUGGAAUCAACAUCUUUGGUGAGUUGAAUUUUUUUUCCCACUUUCCAUGUCGCGAGUAAAGGGAUAAGUGGGGUUUAGGGUUUUAUUUAGGGUUUAGAAAAGUCCUUAUCCUUGUAUGUUUCUAGUUUUUUAUCUGGAAUUAAAUGUAGGAUCUGUAGUAUCUUUGAAAUGUUAUAUGCCGACGAAUCUGGAUGUUACAUAUUUCUGAUUAUUGCCUUAGCUGUGAAUCGUUUCUGGCAUGUCUGCUUAGCAACCCUUGAGUAUAGAGCAAGUUUGGCGAUCUUGCUAAUUGUUCUGUGACUUGUAAAAAUGGAAAAAUUGAAGCCAGGUUCUGCUGAAUUGAUUAUGACUAGCACCAUUUGUCACCAAGUCGGGUCAAACUUGAAUGACUUUAUGUUUAUACCCCUAUUAAAGUCAACUAUUCCAUAAGGAGAAUACUUUUGAUUCAUGAAGCUUAUAUUUUUUAAUCACCAAUGUCCUCUUCUUGCAUCCUUAAUUGUCAGGACUUGGCUUCAUAACAUCCAUAACCUUCAUCUUCUUGGUCGGGAUCUUCAUGUCAUCAUGGCUGGGGGCAUCUGUCCUCAACCUUGGUGAGUGGUUCAUCAAGCGGAUGCCACUUGUUCGCCAUAUUUAUCACGCAUCCAAGCAGAUUAGUGCGGCCAUAUCACCUGGUAUUAAACUUUCUACUUCUAGUUUUAAGCGUUUAUAGUCUUCGAUGGUGUAUUUAUAUAGUGCUCAUGUUUUCUGUGUACAGAUCAGAACACGCAAGCCUUCAAGGAAGUGGCCAUCAUAAGGCACCCCAGGAUUGGUGAAUAUGCCCUUGGAUUCAUUACUUCGACUGUCCUUCUUCAGGUAUGUGAUAGUCCUCUUUCUGUACUUUUCCAGGUAUGAUCGUACCCAUGUAAUUAAUAUUAUUUACAAUUAUCCGUGAGCAUACCCCAAAAUUCUUGAACUGCUCCAUAGAACAAACAUGUCAGGGUUCAUCCUCAAUUUUGUUAUUUAUUAAAACUUUCCAUUUCAUAAUUUUAUUCAUUUACUUAUUUAUUUCUCCUGAUAGCAAACAAUUGAAUUUCGCCUUUCUUUUGCCCGUUUGUUUCCUCUUCAAGCAGGAAAUAUUUGCUCAUUUUUCAUAAAUUCCCGUUCAUCUCAUCUCUUUUACUUAACUAUGAACAUUCGGCAAUAAGUCAACUUCUUCAAACAGGAGAUAUUCUCAUUGUCUGAUCGAAGACCCAUGAAUCUCAACCCUUUUACUUAAAUUAGGAACAUUCCAUGAGAAGUUGACUUCUUGACAAGGCUACCAACCUUAUAUGCGAAACUUCUAGAUGUGGGUUUGAAUCAGUGCGCCAUUGAAAUAUUUAUGCAUGCACAUCUUAUGGAGAUUACAAAUAUGCCGAUGUGAUGAAAACUCAUCUGAAUGUAUUCUUCAUUUCCUGGCAGAGUGAGUCGGGUGAAGAGGAGCUCUGCUGUGUAUACGUCCCAACAAACCACAUCUACCUCGGUGACAUAUUCCUGAUCAGCUCCAAGGACGUCAUCCGACCAAACCUAUCCAUCCGUGAAGGCAUUGGUAAUCACCUGACAACGUUCCUACUGGUGUUUUUUUUUUUUUUUUUUCUCCGGGCCGGGCCUGGGCCUCAUCUAGCCCGGCCCAGAUCCUGGUGAAUAUCUCUCUCUCUCUCUCUCUAGGACUGGAAAAAAGCCCAGAAAAAAAUUCCUAAAGAAGUGGAAAAAAAAAAAAAAAAAAAAACCUAUAAAUUCUCCUCAUCCCUAGACUUGAUGCAACUCUCUUCUAAAUCAGGGCAUUGCAAUCCUCCUCCCCUUCUUUUCUAGAAUAUCCAUCCAUUCAUAAUAUCAUUAAAUCUUGUAAGUUUGUGUCUAAGUGAUUUCUUGAUAUUCAUCUCCAAUAACUUAUAUUUACAAACCAAGAGAAAUUAGAUGCUUGUCGCAAGAAUUACUCACAAAGUUCCUCCAGACAUCAUAACCUGAUAUUUGGAAGCUUUAGCAAAUCUCUGCAUUCUAGCAUUCCGACAAGUAUAAUUCCUUCAUACGAAUAUGGAAGGUUCUUUUAGCAUCUCAUGCCUCCGCGUACACCUGUGAGAGUGACCCUACUGAAGCCCAUUAACACCCUCACAUGCUCAUUUAUGCCCAAUUCAACCGCAAGAUUCAGCAGCAAGAGGUCAUCGUGUCUGGGAUGCAGAUUUCAGCUCCUGUAAAUGCAUUCAAUUAGAAAAAUGGCCCCAUAUUUCUUAUAAUUGAUAAAUAAGCUCUCUGAAACCGGAUUUUUCUUGGAAGGAAGUCCUUGAAAAAAAGAAGAAUAUUAGUAGAUUUCAUUUAUACCCAAUGAGCAGCAAGCUUCUUCCCAUCUUCCCUGCUGACCCGCUGGCGCUUCUAGAUAAAGAGGUCAGCGAGUCUGAGAUUUAGAUUUAAGCUCCUGUAAAUGCAGUCAAUUAGAAAAAUGACCCUAUAUUUCUUAUAAUUGAUAAAUAACCUCCCUGAAACCGGAUUUGUUUAGGAACCAAGUCCUUGAAAAAAACAAGAAUAUUGGUAGAUUUCAUCUAUACCCAAUGAGCAGCAAGCUUCUUCCCAUCUUCCCUGCUGACCCGUUGGUGCUUCUGGAUGAAGAAGGGGUCAUCUUGUCUGGGAUGUAGAUCUAAUCCCCUGUAAAUGCCCUGAAUUAGAAAAAUGACCCCAGAUUUCUUAUAAUUGAUGAAUAAAACUCCCUGAAAAAAUGGAAGUAUUUUUUGCGCAGAGAUCAUCGUUUCGGGCGGUAUGUCGAUGCCACAGGUUCUCUCCUCUGUGGGCUCCCAUUCUAUUCAAGUCUGA